AUGGACUCGGAACCAGUGUUUGUUCUCCCAGGGGACGAGAUAGAUGCAUCGCUGGUGCCGUCACAUCCGAAGAAGCCUCUACGAUUAGGGCCCGGCCUCCGCCAUGUGCCGCCCAACGACAUCCUCCCGACGCUGGCUGGCCAGCUCGUCACCGACAGGCAAAAGAAUGCGAUUCGCGUCGAGACAGCGGGUGGACGAUAUGUCCCACGCGUUGGAGAGCUAGUAAUCGGCACGGUAAACAAGAGCGCUGCGGAAGUCUACUACGUCUUCCUGUCCGACUACACAGCCCCGGUCCUCCUCCCACAACUAUCUUUCGAAUCUGCGACGAGGAAAACGCGCCCGAUACUCGCACCAGGGGCUCUUGUCUACGCUCGCGUUAGUCUCGCCAACAAGCACAUGGAUGCCGAGAUCGAGUGCGUCUCUGCCACGACGGGCAAGUCGGAGGGCUUGGGACCUCUGAACGGCGGCAUGCUCUUCGACAUUUCUCUCGGCAUGUCGCGGAGACUCAUGAUGCCGCAAACAGCCCGGGAUGGCAAGGUGGUCGUGCUGGACGAAUUCGCAAACCUGGGUCUUCAGUUCGAGACUGCCACUGGCAGAAAUGGCAAGUUUUGGGUCGACAGCGAGAACACAAAGACCGUAAUCGCGGUGGGCAGAGCCAUUUGCGAGACGGACGAGAAGAGGCUCGACGUGGAGGACCAGAAGAAAUUAGUCAAGAGGUUAAUAAAGGAACUCAGCUGA
Messenger RNA from Purpureocillium lilacinum, 738 nucleotides. Its product is annotated as exosome non-catalytic core subunit rrp40. The record is from RefSeq and is a predicted model, not a curated record. NCBI's taxonomy places the organism in Eukaryota, Fungi, Ascomycota, Sordariomycetes, Hypocreales, Ophiocordycipitaceae. Gene Ontology annotation, cellular component: cytoplasmic exosome (RNase complex); nuclear exosome (RNase complex). Gene Ontology annotation, biological process: nuclear polyadenylation-dependent rRNA catabolic process; CUT catabolic process; poly(A)-dependent snoRNA 3'-end processing. Gene Ontology annotation, molecular function: RNA binding.